Molecule: messenger RNA, 354 nt
Organism: Juglans regia (Persian walnut)
Lineage: Eukaryota; Viridiplantae; Streptophyta; Magnoliopsida; Fagales; Juglandaceae
Product: disease resistance protein RPM1-like
Exons: 1
Coding region: 1-354 (117 amino acids)
Molecular function (GO): ADP binding
Source: RefSeq, a predicted model, not a curated record
AUGCCAAUAACCCUUGAGUUGGGAAGGACACUCAACAAGACCCCAAAGGAAUUACAUGAGAAGCUGUCUACAUACUUGCUAGAGAAGAGGUAUCUUGUAGUCCUGGACGGCAUCCCGAGUCUUCAACUGUGGGAAAAGGUAAGAUCUGCUUUUCCUGAUACCUUGAACGGAAGCAGAAUAUUAAUCACGACCACUCUGAUACUUGAUGUACCUGCAAGGUUUGCUUACACUUACUCUCUCCCAUUGCUUAAUAAAGAUGAAAGCUGGGAGCUAUUCCAUAAGAAGGUGUUCCGAGGAGGAGAAAUGUCCUCCCGUGUUGGAAACUCUAGGGAAACAAAUGACAGAAUAUUGUGA